AUGGUCGCGUCAACUACGUUCCAAGACCGCCCGCUGCUGCUGGCAGCGGCGCUCCUCACGUUGCUCCUUCGCAUCGUGCACUGCCUGCAUCCCGACGCGAUGGCUCUCCUCACCUUCAAAAGCAUCAUGGGCGCAACUUUCCUCACGUCAUGGGAUCCCGCAACCUCCCACUGCUCCGCGUGGGAGGGCAUUCAUUGCGACCAAGACAACCGGGUGUCGUGGUUCACGCUGUCGCCGUGCUGGGGCCAGUGGCCCCCAACUCCCACGAUGCAAGGCUCAUUUGACGCCGCCACGAGCCUCGGGGACCUCACCGAGGUCACGCCUAUCGACCUGUCGUGCAACGACUUCACUGGCAGUCUCCCCUCGAUCUUCAGCAAGCUUACAAGGCUCACGCUGCUGCGCCUCCGCAACAACAACCACUGGGAAUGGUCACUUCCCAAGGAUAUGCUCGCCAUGCCGAAGCUCGAGUUUCUUGACCUUUCCAGCACGAACCUCAGAGGGGACCUGCCCACGGAGAUGCCGUUCUGGUCGCCGCUACUCAAGCACCUCGACCUCUCGUACAACGUCUUGACAGGCGACAUUCCUUCGGGAUUUAGCCUUCUUUCGGAACUCCAGUACCUCAACCUGCGCGCGAAUCGCAUUGUAUAUACAGAAACGCCCAACGCGAUUCUGUCCAUGAGCCGCCUCACCUUCCUCGACAUUUCCGAUAAUCUUUUCACCGGCGAACUGUCGUCAGAGCUCGGGCUCAAGGUGCCCAGCAUUAUGCACCUGGCGGCCGGCAACAACCAGCUGACCGGCAGCAUUCCGGACUCUUUGACGCUGCUGACGGCGCUCACAUCACAAAAAACCCGGAGUUCAACCGAGUUGUGGCAGGUAACGGACUACGUUGAUAGUAUGGGUCGGGGGGUGAGGCUUGGAGAGCAGAAAGGAGACUCCAGCAUUGCCUCUGCCCUCUCUCUCUCCCAUCUCUGUUCAGCCACUCCUGUCAGUGGCAUGGAAAGAAAGGCCAGAGAAGGGGCUCGAAUGAGGGUAUGGGUGGGGGGGCUGAGGCUUGGAGAGCAGGACAGAGACUCGAGCAUGCCUCUGCCCUCUCUAUCUCCCAUCUCGGUUCAGCCACUCCUAUCAGUGGCAGGGAAAGAAAGGCCAGAGAAGGGGCUGAAAUGA
Molecule: messenger RNA, 1164 nt
Organism: Closterium sp. NIES-65
Lineage: Eukaryota; Viridiplantae; Streptophyta; Zygnematophyceae; Desmidiales; Closteriaceae
Source: the annotation of a GenBank genome assembly